Messenger RNA from Terrapene triunguis (Three-toed box turtle), 3907 nucleotides. RefSeq names its product tripartite motif containing 37 (gene TRIM37). The record is from RefSeq and is a predicted model, not a curated record. Gene Ontology annotation, biological process: protein autoubiquitination; negative regulation of centriole replication. NCBI's taxonomy places the organism in Eukaryota, Metazoa, Chordata, Testudines, Emydidae. Gene Ontology annotation, cellular component: peroxisome; aggresome. The coding region runs from base 225 to 3167 and encodes 980 amino acids. Gene Ontology annotation, molecular function: zinc ion binding; tumor necrosis factor receptor binding; ubiquitin protein ligase activity. The transcript has 25 exons.
GGGCGGAGCCGCCGGCGCCCCGACCCCCUGGGCGAACAUGGCCGGUAGCUAGCGGGUCCGGGGCGCUGCGGAGGGAGCCGGGCCGGUGAGGAGCAGCCUCUCCCCCGCGGCUCCUUACGCUCUUCCCCCCCCCUUUCUCUCCCGCAGGGGCUGCGGCCGGGACCUGCUCCCCGGGGCGCUGGGGAGACUCCCCGCUCCGGGCGGGCGCCGGGAGAGCCGAGGCCAUGGACGAGCAGAGCGUGGAGAGCAUUGCUGAGGUGUUCCGAUGUUUUAUUUGUAUGGAAAAGUUGCGUGAUGCACGUCUGUGUCCACAUUGCUCCAAGCUAUGUUGUUUCAGUUGCAUUCGGCGUUGGCUGACUGAACAAAGAGCUCAGUGCCCUCACUGUCGAGCCCCACUCCAGCUACGGGAACUUGUAAACUGUCGUUGGGCAGAAGAGGUUACGCAGCAGCUUGACACACUUCAGCUAUGCAAUCUCACUAAGCAUGAAGAAAAUGAAAAAGACAAGUGUGAAAACCAUCAUGAAAAACUCAGUGUAUUCUGCUGGACAUGUAAGAAAUGUAUCUGUCACCAGUGUGCUCUCUGGGGAGGAAUGCAUGGAGGACAUACUUUUAAGCCACUAGCUGAAAUUUAUGAGCAACAUGUCACAAAAGUGAAUGAGGAGGUAGCAAAACUUCGGAGGAGACUCAUGGAGUUGAUCAGUCUAGUGCAAGAAGUGGAGAGGAAUGUAGAGGCAGUGCGCAGCGCAAAGGAUGAACGAGUUCGGGAAAUUAGGAAUGCAGUGGAGAUGAUGAUUGCCCGAUUAGACACUCAAUUGAAGAACAAGCUUAUAACACUAAUGGGUCAAAAGACAUCACUCACCCAAGAAACUGAACUUCUGGAGUCCUUGCUACAGGAAGUAGAACACCAGCUACGAUCAUGCAGUAAGAGUGAGUUGAUAUCUAAAAGCUCGGAGAUUCUGAUGAUGUUUCAGCAGGUUCACCGGAAGCCUAUGGCAUCCUUUGUCACUACUCCUGUCCCUCCAGACUUCACAAGUGAAUUAGUACCAGCCUAUGACUCAACCACCUUUGUCUUGGAAAACUUCAGCACUUUGCGCCAGCGGGCAGAUCCUGUGUACAGUCCACCUCUUCAAGUGUCAGGGCUUUGCUGGCGACUAAAGGUUUAUCCAGAUGGAAAUGGAGUUGUGCGUGGUUACUACUUGUCUGUGUUUCUAGAGCUCUCAGCUGGAUUGCCAGAAACAUCCAAGUAUGAGUACCGUGUGGAGAUGGUUCACCAGUCCACCAAUGAUCCUGCUAAAAAUAUAAUUCGAGAGUUUGCCUCUGACUUUGAAGUUGGAGAAUGCUGGGGUUAUAACAGAUUCUUUCGAUUGGACUUGCUUGCCAAUGAAGGGUAUUUGAACAGACAAAAUGACACUGUAAUUCUUAGGUUCCAGGUGCGUUCACCUACCUUCUUCCAAAAGUGUCGGGACCAACACUGGUACAUUACUCAGUUGGAAGCUGCUCAGACAAGCUACAUCCAACAAAUAAACAACCUCAAAGAGAGACUUGCAAUUGAGCUUUCCCGUACCCAAAAAUCACGAGGCAUGUCACCUCCAGACACUCAUCUUAGCCCCCAGAAUGAUGAUGGUCCAGAAACAAGACCAAAGAAAUCUGGACCGAAUCCUGAAGUACUACUUGAGAGUGUCACCACUCCAGCAUUAGCGAGAGAUGCCAAGGAUGAGGAGGAGGAGAAAAUCCAGCAUGAAGAUUUUAAUUAUGAGCUCUCGGAUGGUGAUCUGGAUGUAGACCUUGCUGGAGAAGAUGAGGUAAACCACCUAGAUGGCAGCAGCUCCUCUGCUAGUUCAACAGCUACUAGUAACACUGAAGAGAAUGAUAUUGAUGAAGAGACUAUGUCUGGAGAAAAUGAUGUGGAAUAUAAUAGUAAUAUGGAGCUAGAAGAAGGAGAUCUCCAGGAUGAUGCUGCUGCUGGUGGAGCAUCAGGUAGUAGCCAUGGCUAUGCCAAUGCAAGUGGCAGAUCUUCAAGGCGGGGAGGAAGUACUUUAGGCUCAGCAGCCAGCAGCAGUUUACUAGACAUAGAUCCCUUAAUUUUAAUCCAUUUAUUGGACCUAAAAGACAGGAAUGGGAUGGAAAAUCUGUGGGGUCUACAGCCACGUCCUCCUGCCUCACUUCUGCAGAACAGAGCAUCAUCCUACUCUCUAAAAGACCGAGACCAGCGGAGGCACCAGGCAAUGUGGCGUGUGCCACCUGACUUAAAGAUGCUGAAGAGACUCAAAACUCAGAUGGCUGAAGUUCGAAGCAAAAUGUCUGAUGUAAAAAACCAGCUGUCAGAAGUAAGAAGCAGCAAUGCUGGCUCUUGUGAGGGGCAACCCAGCUUCCUCCCUGGUGAUCAGGGGCCUUUGGCUGCCUGUGGAACAGAAAGCUGCAGCAAGUUACAAGAAAUAGGAAUGGAGUUGCUGACAAAAUCAUCAAUUACAAGCUGUUACAUAAAGAGUUUCACAAGUAAGAAAAGUAAUUCGCCCAAAGCUACUCGUUCUGGAGCAGCAGGGAGCCUGUCUCUUCGAAGAGCAAUGGACUGUGGGGACAAUAAUCUUCGCUCAAAGGGAGAUUGUCAGACUUCCUCUGAAGGUUGCAUAGGAAGCUCAAAGUCUGGCAGUAGGCAUGGCUCUCCCAGGUCCCUGACUAAUGGUAAUGCUCCUGAUGCACUGCCUAAGCCAGAGGAAAGGGAGUGUGAAGGCUCAGAUUCUGAUGUGGGCGUUUCUGCUUUAAAUGGCUUAACUAUGGAGAAGACAAGAAAAGCUAUCGCUCUGGGGUCAGAUUCUAAAGGAUGUCAUACCGAAGGAACACAACCAACUGAUCAAGAGAACAACUCGGAAACUGGGGAGCUACAGGCCAUUCUCUCUGAGGGCACUUCAGCAGAGCCAGAGGAAGCUGGGCUAUGUCAGAAGCACGUCCUUCACCUCCUGCCAGGCAUGAGCAGCGAUAGCGACAUUGAAUGUGACACAGAAAACGAAGAGCAGGAGGAUGCCACAUCCACGUCAGAUGCGUUUAAUCACGCCUUCGAUGUCCAGCCCUCAAGUGAAGUAUUAGAGCUGUGUUCAGUUUUUUCUGAAGGUGAUCAAAUAGGCCCUGAAGACCUCAGCUUUGGUACUGGAGAGGACAAUACAAGGUAGAGGAUUGGCUUGUUGACUGCAGAAGACUUUGAAGAGUUGGAUUAACACUAGCCUGCUUGUGUCCCUGAGAAGAGGCACACUUCAUAAUGCUUAUUUAUUCCAUCUGUAUUUUUCUCAUAGGGUGUGCACAUUCCAUUGUGCUGAAUAUAAAAGAUUAUGUAGUUCUUCCAUGGCUGUUUUAAACCUGUUAAUAGGGCAAGUUGCCCUAUGAAAAACCUUAGCAAGACUGUAUUCUUCAUGGCUUUGGCAGGUUCAAAUGCAGAUUCUGAACAAAUGUUCAAAAGGUGCUAGAGCCUUGUUCAUAUUUGUCUCCUUACGAUUGAUACAGCAGAGAAUGUGGGGGAAGAUCCUUCCCUUUUUAUUAUUAAUGGUAUGAAAUAACAUUGUAGUUGUAUUCAUAGGGAUCUAAGCUAUUUAAAGUUAGGGUGAAAGUGGCCUGCACAAGAGUUAGUUUGUAUUUGUUUUCUUCAGUCUCUAAUUUGGACCAACUGAGAACAUCGUUGCCAAACUUUUUACCACUGUGCAUUGCAUUUGAGCAGCUAAAAUGUUUUGUGAAGCUAUAAUGAAAGCUGAAUAACGGGCUGGUGAAAAAGCAUGAAUAAGUGUAUAAAUGGUAGGUGAGUGUUCUCAUCUGACUGUACUUGCUGAAACAUUCGUUUUGUAUGUAAUGGUCCCCAGUGUUUAAGUGCGUACAAAUCAUAUAGUUUAGUUUAAAACUGUUUGCACUUUUUGUUAAUAAA